Molecule: messenger RNA, 351 nt
Organism: Caenorhabditis auriculariae
Lineage: Eukaryota; Metazoa; Nematoda; Chromadorea; Rhabditida; Rhabditidae
Source: the annotation of a GenBank genome assembly
AUGGUCAGCCAAGCUAAAAAGGAUCUCAGACAAUGAUAUACAUCACAGGAAGUGGAUGAAAGAGUCGCUGGUGGCUCACCAAACAAGGAGAAGGCGACUAAAUCCUCAGAAGGAAAUGGAAAGGCCGCCUUGUGUGACUGAAUUUGCAUAUUCAAAGCACUCCGAAGGGCUACCGACAAAGAAGAACGAACGCGUUUACAAAUGCCUUCUUCGCCAGCGGCCUCCUCAGCUAAUGGCAGCCGCCCAGCGGGUGUCCUCUGCACUCUGGGCCCAAGAGGCGGAGCUACUGCUCCGGCUAUCACGGUUGUGCAGGAUUUAUUCUAUCCGAAGUUCAGAAUACUGAAAAUCUGA